AUGAAGACGAAGAGCGGGGCCGUCAGGCCAAGCGAGACUCGAGGGCAUCCCGGAUGUAAUCAAGAUGCCGAGUCGUACGCCGCCUACGGGCCUAAUCCACGAUGGGAGGUCGUGGAUGACGGAGGAGAUCCUUCGAGACCUCAUAGCGGAGGCCUGUUCCCUGACUCCGUGGAGUUUCGUAUCCCUGGCCAUCUCGAAAGGCCCUACGACGCUCCGGCUGGGUGGAUGUGCGUUUACGAGUGUAUGUUCACCGAAUUUGGGAUGAACUUCCCUCUGUCUCCUCUGUUUUUGCAAUUUGCGGCUGAUCGUGGCGUUCCUACGAGUCAACUGACCCACGGCGUGGUUCGCCACAUCGUUUUUACCGAGGCCCUGGCUAGAGCCGCCGGAGUUGUAUUCGACCGCCUCUUUUUGAGCACGACCGUCCAGGCGAGCGAGACCGAACGGCUCAAGGAGAAGUUUAGGCUGCUGAAGGAGCUUAGCCAUCGAUUGUGGCCUGAGGUAGUGGCGGCGCUUGAGAAGAAGAAGCAAGAGAGGAAAGAUAAGAGGGAGGGAAAAAGCAAAUCUGCCAUCCCUGCGACUCCGAUAUCUACGAAGCCAUCUCGUUCUAAGAAGAAACGAUGGGUCUUAGGAAGAGAGCGGCCGUGCCUAUUGACGACGUUGUCGUUGCUUCCGAGCCGGCGCCUAAAAAGAAAAGGGUCGAGUCCCCAGACUGAGGGAUUCUCCUCCUUCUCCCCUUCGGAGCUCUUCCAUUGCGUCGCGGCUUCGACGAGGAAAGCCUCGACUUCUGUUCCUGAGGGCGUUCCGGAGCAAGUGAUCGAGCUUGACUCUCCUCCUUCCUCGGACCAUGACGAGUCUUCCCAUCACGAUGAGAGUGCUUCUCAUCACGAUGAUGGUUUGAGGACUCCGGCGCGUGGUGGUUCGCCUUCUAAGGGGGAUGAGUUCCUCACCCCUGGUGGCGGCGUUCCCUCCUCUGACCGGCGUGAUCGUGGUGGUUUCGAAGGAGGGGAAUCAUCUCGGCGUCCAGGUGAGAAUGAUGAGGCGGCGUCUCGUCACUCGGAGGCGGGUGGUUUUGCUCCUGGCUCGAACCUCGGUGCUGAGGGCGCCGGAAUCCAAAGGAUGGAUGCUUGCGGAGGGGCGACUUGGAUGUCUAAAGUUCAUCCCGGCUUGGGGAUUCCGCGUGAGGAGCUCACCUUUAGGACCGAUUUCGACGAAGCUGCUCAACAUCAUAUUAUGUCUGGCGGGAAGUUCACCGCGUUGGUCCAGAAGUACGAGACGGCGCUUCGGGCAGCUAAGGACGAAGGCCUUUGUGUUGCGGCAGAGCGGGAGAUGGCCAAGAUGUCGAUACAAUGGUGGCUGAUUAGCAGGAUAAACUGGCUUGAGUCGAAGGUCGCGGCGCUGAACAGGGAGAUAGUGAAGACUCUCGGACUCCAGGAGGUAGCAGACAAGCUGAGGGCUCAAGUGAGUGAUCUGGAGGAGAAGGCCGUCGGGAUGCAGAGGCUUCUGCUGCUGAGAUGGAGCGUCUCCGACGGUCUCGUCGAGAAUCGGUCGAGGCGGCUGUGA
Molecule: messenger RNA, 1560 nt
Organism: Microthlaspi erraticum
Lineage: Eukaryota; Viridiplantae; Streptophyta; Magnoliopsida; Brassicales; Brassicaceae
Source: the annotation of a GenBank genome assembly